Messenger RNA from Salarias fasciatus (jewelled blenny), 1632 nucleotides. It is a transcript of the gene prim1, whose product is annotated as DNA primase subunit 1. Gene Ontology annotation, biological process: DNA replication, synthesis of primer. The coding region runs from base 115 to 1389 and encodes 424 amino acids. Lineage: Eukaryota; Metazoa; Chordata; Actinopteri; Blenniiformes; Blenniidae. The record is from RefSeq and is a predicted model, not a curated record. The transcript has 13 exons.
UCCUCCGUGUACAACAGCAAACUGAACUGUCAGCCCGCAAAACACGGGACACGAGCAUCUCCGUAAGUUUAUAAGAUAUAUAAAGACGAGGACCGAGGCUGCUGCUGCUCUAGAAUGCCGUGCUCGGACUACGACCCCGCCUCUCUGCCGGAUCUGUUGCCUCUUUACUAUCGCCGGCUGUUUCCUUUCUCCCAGUAUUACCGCUGGUUGAGCUAUGGAGGAGUGCAAAAGAACUACUUUCAGAAUCGGGAGUUCUCCUUCACACUCAAAGAUGACAUCUACGUCCGCUACCAGUCGUUCAGCACCCAGAGUGAGCUCGAGAAGGAAAUGCAGAAAAUGAACCCUUACAAGAUUGACAUUGGAGCGAUUUACAGUCACAGGCCAAACCAACACAACACAGUGAAGUCUGGAACCUUCCAAGCUUUGGAGAAGGAGCUGGUGUUUGAUAUCGAUAUGACUGAUUAUGAUGAUGUGCGAAGCUGCUGCAGUGCUGCAGACAUUUGCUUGAGGUGCUGGACCCUGAUGACCAUCGCUAUUCGUAUCCUGGAUCGAGCUCUGAGAGAUGACUUUGGUUUCCAGCACCUGCUGUGGGUUUAUUCUGGCAGGAGAGGAGUGCAUUGUUGGGUUUGUGAUGAAGCUGCCAGGAAACUCUCUUCAGCAGCUCGCUCUGCUGUGGCAGAAUAUCUCAGCCUGGUGAAGGGUGGAGAAGAAACGGUGAAGAAAGUCGUGCUGACAGAUCCAAUUCAUCCAUUUAUCAAAGAGUCUCUGGCAGUGGUGGAGAAGUACUUUCCUCAGUAUGCGCUGAAGGACCAGGACAUCCUCGGACGCAAAGAGUCUGUCGACAAAGUGCUGGCUCUUGUGCCUGAAGAUGUAAGAAAAGAGCUUCAGCAGGCCUUUCAGAAAGACAAGAUCCCAGAGAGCCGCUGGGAACAUGUUUUAGAUCAAGCUCUUGAUAAACAGGGCACCACCAAAAAGGGCCAACAUUUUGAAAAAGAGAUCAUGCUGCAGUAUUGUUACCCUCGGCUGGACGUCAACGUCAGUAAAGGUGUGAACCAUCUGCUGAAAAGUCCUUUCAGUGUGCAUCCAAAAACAGGCCGCAUUUCUGUUCCCAUUGACCUGAAAGAAUUGGAGACGUUUGAUCCGUUCGCCGUUCCUACCAUCAGCCUGAUCUGUGAGGAGCUGGAUCGACCAAAGCCGGGCGAAGAGCAGUCAGAAGACACCAAUAAGAACGAAGACGAAAAGGAUGCAGCGGAGAAACGGAAGGUUCGAGAUUACAAAAGAACCAGCUUGGCGAAGUACAUCAAACACUUUGAUCAGUUUCUGGACACGAUGGCUCGUUCAUGGAAAGGAGAGCUGCUUAAGAAGAGCGAUCUUCAGAAAGAUUUCUAAGUGGACCAGCAGUCAGAAAACAAGAGGCUGAUUGAUUAACUGUGGCUGAUGGUGAACACUGCAGCAUUCCUUUGAGUAACGAUCCAGUUUUCCAGCGUUUUCACCUUCAGGAUUCCAUGAUUCAUAUAUUGAACUGAAUUAUAAUGUUUCUCUGUCUUUCUGGCAUUGCUUUGUAAAUGAUCAGGUUUUAAUGUUUUUGCUUAAUGUUUUGGGUUUUUUUGCUGUCAUGCACACAAAAAUAAA